This is a messenger RNA of Myxocyprinus asiaticus (Chinese sucker), 8523 nucleotides long. RefSeq names its product alpha-N-acetylgalactosaminide alpha-2,6-sialyltransferase 3-like. The coding region runs from base 156 to 1076 and encodes 306 amino acids. The transcript is spliced from 5 exons. Gene Ontology annotation, biological process: ganglioside biosynthetic process; oligosaccharide metabolic process. Gene Ontology annotation, molecular function: alpha-N-acetylgalactosaminide alpha-2,6-sialyltransferase activity. The record is from RefSeq and is a predicted model, not a curated record. NCBI's taxonomy places the organism in Eukaryota, Metazoa, Chordata, Actinopteri, Cypriniformes, Catostomidae.
UAACGGAACGCCACAAUAUUUACUAAAAUGUUUCAACGCCACACCGACGUCGGACACUCAUGCCGCAGAUCAAUAAAACAGUAAACUCCCAAUACUAGCUCUUUCAUCUUAAAUUGAGCACUCCAGCAUUGCAAGUUAUUUAUUCAGCCUGUAAGAUGGCCUGGAUCUGGAAGAGGAAGUCAGUAAUAGUAAGCAGUCUUAUCGUGGUGGUGUCUCUGUUUCUGGUGGUGAUGAAUUACUCAGAGAAGCCUUACUUCCUUCUGCAGCCUGUAUUCGGCCAGAGCUUCAGCAGAAACUGGAUGUUCUCCCGUCCACCACACAAAGCCUUCAAACCCCACCGUGGCUACCUCAGUAUCCCCAACCAGGAGCCAUUGAAGCUGCAUUGUGAGGUGUGCAGUAUAGUGUCCAGCUCUGGCCAGAUGUUGGGGCGUGAGGCCGGGGCUGAAAUCGACCAGUCCUCCUGCAUAUGGAGAAUGAACAAUGCACCUACAAGAGGCUUUGAGAUAGACGUGGGCCGCAGGACGGACCUGAGGGUGGUGUCCCACACCAGUGUUCCUCUGCUAAUCCAAAAGCCACAGCACUUUUUUGGCCAGGGGAAUGAGACUGUUUAUGUGGUAUGGGGACCCUUACGUAACAUGAGGCAGGACGGCAAGGGCAUUGUGUACAACAUGCUGCGGCAGGCGGUGGAUAACUACCCACAGGCUCGCAUCUACGUCACCACAGAAGAGCGCAUGAAUUACUGUGACACUGUAUUCAAGAAGGAGACUGGUAAAGACAGGAUUCAGUCGGGGUCGUACCUGAGCACCGGUUGGUUCACACUCAUUCUGGCCAUGGAAAUGUGCAAGGAGAUCCAAGUCUACGGCAUGAUUAACGACACAUACUGCAAGUCAGAGGGCAACAGGAAAGUACCGUACCACUACUAUGAAGCAGGAAGUAGAGACGAAUGUGCAGAGUAUCUCUUGCACGAGAGCGCACCUUAUGGCGGACACCGUUUCAUCACAGAGAAGGCGGUUUUUGCAAAGUGGGCCAAGACUCACCCCAUCAAGUUUUUCAGUCCAGAGUGGCAGCUGUCAUGACCAAUGGAAGACUCCCAUUCCUUCUGAAUGUCCCAACACUCUGUCAGCCCAUAACCUUUCCUUCUUAAAUUAACACACAAACGUUGAGGUGAAGAAUCCCUCUGAUUGCAAUUUCAAACACCAGUUGUUUGAGUGUAGUAAGUCACCCAUCGUAACCAUACUGAGAGGUCUCUAUUGCACCUGGUGUUGAAUCGUUGUGGUCAUUUAGUGGAUUUUGCAUGUUCUAAUUUGUUUAUUCAUUGGACAACCGAGUAGCUUAGAUUUUCUCUGAGCACGUACAGUUAUUGCAAAAAAGAUGGGCUACAGUAGAAUGUCGCAUCCUUGUUUUUUUUUUUCAUCACUAGACUUAGAAAAGAGACGAUGAAGUACAUGACUGAGAAACCUUUGCUUUGAUUGGCAUCUCGGAUCACAACAACUGCUGAUGCAGUCUUAUAUGAACAGUGAUGGAUCUUGGUUUCUGUAAAUGAGUACACAUAAUAUGUUAUUUAUUGUCUCAUAGACAAGCAUCGGACUGAAACCAACCUCAGAAAAAGUGAUGCCACUCUCAAAUCUUUUACUUUUGUACAUGACCUACAAAAGUCGUCAGCCAAAAACCCAAACAUUUUUCACUAUGACGCUCACAUCUUUUUUGGGGACACGUAACUUUAGUAAUAUUAAUAUUACGUAAUAUAAUAUUAAUAUACUAAAAUACACGUAAUAUUAGGUCAUUCGGGAACCUUAGCAUAUCAUUUUUGCGCACUUGCAUAUAUUAUGCAAGUUUUUGCUGUUAAAAUAGGCUGUGGAAUAUAAACUUAUAUUCUGUUGUUAUGUGCCAUGGCAAAAACGCAAGAAAGCCAAAGGUGCAAUAGUAUUGUUGGAUUCACAUUUUGUGCCCAUAGACAGAUGACAUGAGAAUGGUCCAGUGCAUGGUCCAGUAUCGGUGCCGUGAGUUCCGAUGUGAAGAUUGUUCCUGUAUUAAAUGUAGUGUAUACUGUACAUUGACUGCAUGUAGCGACCUAUACAUCACCAUUCCUUAUGCCCUCCUGUCCAGAACCUGUCAGUAUCCUGAAAGGAAUAGUUCACCCAAAAAUGAAACAUGAGGGUGAGUAAAUGAUUGCAAAAGUUUCAUUUUUGGGUGAACUAUUCCUUUAAGAUGAUUUUACACUGUCCCUGUUGUCAGAUCAGCAGGUUAAUUUGAACAGCUACUGUAGCUAAGUGUUGUAGCGUCAUAUAAACCAGCAGACAAUGCAGCACCCCAGGGGCUCCCCCGAUGUGUCGAGACUUCCCCAGUGCAUGUGGUUGUGGUUUUUCUCCAUCAAAGCACAGCAUGGAUCUUUUUUGUAUCUAUAUCAAGAACAUUCAUUGUCGUUGAAACUAUGCGUAAUGCUUCAUCUUGUGAUUAUGACAUCAUCUGGCAGCUCAGCCCGGACAGCCUUUCUCUAUAAUGCACCACUUUGUGCAUGUUUGACCAGAAUUGCUGUAGCAUUGCAACAACGUGUAAGCACCAUGGCAGUGCCAGACGUUUUCCCUGGAGAGAAAAACAAAGGCGCUGGAUGGAUUAGCUGUGUGAAGUGAGGAUGGAGUCAGAAUAGGAGAAAAGGAAGGUGGUGCCACAUCUGGAGCAGUUUUGUGUUGAGAUAUUGCUCAUGCUUUGGUCCAGUCAGUUCAUUUAAACAACUGAUACAUGGUCAAUUUCUCAGAGUUAUGGAUGGGCAAUAAUACUUAUUUUCUUUUCGAUGUGAUAUCAAGUAUGAGAAAGUAUAGCCGAUUCUGAUACCAAUACUGAUACCUUUAUUAAAUGGAAAGUUUUCUACCUGGUCUUAUAGAAUCUUGUUACUAUACCUACAUUUCUGCAAAAUUAUUUUUACCUAGCUCAUUCGGAUCACGGCAUUUUCCUGGUGAAAUGAACACUAAACGACUUUUAUUCCCUUUCAUGACUUGUAAGGUGAUACAUUUGAAUGUUUUUAUUACAUAACCAGAUACAUUUACAAGCUUGUUAAUAUGCGGUCAGAUUGCACGGUUGAUCAUCUAAUAGAGAAUUGCACCAGAGACUAUUUAGCAGAGACAAGCCACUUCUAUUAUGGGAGAAAUUGGAAUACCCAACGGUUAACAAAUGUAGAAAGUAAGUUUUACAGGCAAAAGAGCCAAUCACCUUUUAGAUACAGACAUUGCCUGUCAAUGAACUCGAGAAUGCCACGCGCAAUAGCUAUAUAAGCUUGGACAAUUGUGGUUUUUAGCCUAAUCUGAGGUAAAGAAGCAUAAUUUAUGAUACCAGUGAUUUACUGCUGAUUCAUGUCUGGAAACAGCUUCCCAAGAGUGUUCGAAAAAUUGCCACCAGAGGACUGACUUGCUAGAAAGAGUUUGGUUGCACUUGCAACAUGAAGGACUGGGGUAUGAGUCCUUGGAGUCAAAGACACGUGAUGCGAAAGUGUUCCUUCAGCAAUUGUGUUUUUCAUUUAACCAGUGCUUUUUGAUGACACUAUCAGUUAGCUUUAAGUUUAAGGUUUAGGGUAGGGAGGAAGGUUUUGUUAAUUUAAAACUCGAUAGAGCAUUAACAUUAAACACCUCAUCUGUUUGGGUGAAAAUUUUACUCACUUUUAGUGCCACACGGUGAACAUUUCAACUGAACUGCCGCGAUACGUGUAAGGAGCAACAUAAUAUAAUUUUGCAAAAAUAUCGCCAUGUAAUGCCACAACAUUUUCAUGAUAUCACGCUGAAAGUUUUUGUAACUUCUGAGGAUAAAAUGAAAAUCAAACACUACAAAAAUCUACACUACACCAGCACUGAAACUGAGAAAUAUAGCAUUUUUGGAAUGGCCAGCCAAAUGUAUUGUAAAUACAGUAUAUGGAAUGCACUAAUUAGAUUUUUACAUGAAUCUCAUGAAUCAUAGUUGAGCCAACCCCGUUUUUUCUCAAGCUGGAAGUGUUGUUGAACGUAUGGGCACGUGUGAGCUCCAAUUUCUGGGUGAAAUGUCCACAGAGUGGUGCCAAAAGCGAGUUGUAUUUUUAGUUGUAAAUCAUGUAAUACAGUUAACAGGAAUAUUAUUUUAAAUCUGUGCCCUAACCCAAACCUCGACCCUGAACAUAACCGUCAAUGGUGUAAAAAGGUAGUCUUUGAUGCAACCUCUGAGUUGUUUAUGUGAACACGUUUACUUCCUGGUUCCCGCGGGACCAGGACCCGUGUCUUGGAGGUUGUUACGCAACAAGCUAUCAGUAGCGCUACAGGGAAAUGUAUUCACGUUGAAAUUGAUAAAACAAUGUCUGAUGGGGGAUGCUGCUUUUCAGUAACGGUGUUGAUUUUAGGGUACAUGAACUUUCGGAAUCAACAUGUUGAUUUCCUCCACGAUCAUGUUGACUAUGCACCACUCUUUCUGUUUACGUAAAUGAGUACUUUGACUGAGCAAUGUCUGUGACUGUUUGUGUCUUUCGGCAUUCCUGCUUGUGAUCAGCUGAGCGAAAGGAGAAAUUGUUCCUAUGCUACACAACUAUUUGCUAACAAAGUUCAGUUUUUCCCCUUCAAAGUUUGAUACAUUUAUUUUCAUGUUAAAUAAUUAAUGAAAUCAGAAGUGUUAAAAACACUUAGGAUUAAUAUUUAAAUGUGAGAAUUAACCCUUUCAAUUAAGUAUGAAAAAAUUAUGAUACUUCCCAACAGUAUGGGAAGUAUCAAAAUUUUUAAGAUCGAUUCGCCCAUCCCUACUUAGAGUGUUGACCCAGGAACAUCAUUUCCGUUCUUACAGUAUUGAUUUAGUUCACCAUGUGAUAAAGGCGUGAUAAGGAAAAUAGCACAUUCAAUCUUGUAUAUAUUCUUGAAUUUAUCCCCUGCCCUGCUGUUCGUGCCUCAGUUAUUACCAUAUAUACUAAUGAUAUACUCUGAACUUGCAAGUACUCUUGGAAGAACUUGCUGAUCUUAAUCCCAUGAUCUGCUUGAUGCAGUCCAUGCCUUUCCACUGAUCUACAGCAGCAUUAGCGCUUCACACAAGAAUGGGAAUGUUGACCUAUCACCCAGAUGUUCAAUUGAGACUAAAUCCAGCACAUUUUUUGUUCUUUUUGUUUGUGAAAACACUAAACUGACUUUGGCAUUGGGCUUGUGUUAUGUUGUUUCUUUUAUCAAAUGUCAUAAGUGCUUUUCUUUAACUUUUUAAAAGGGUGCAUUUUUGAGGUGUAUACUUCAUCACUUUUUCUUUGCAGCUUAAAGUGUCCUUUUUAUCUUUUUAUUCUGGUUAUUGAAUUUUAUUUUUUCUAUUUUUCUUUGUUGGUAUGUGUAUGUUGUCACACAAUUAAGCUUUCAGCCAUUUACAGCAGACAAAAUUAGGCUUUCUAUUUUUGCAAGUGAUGAUUUUUGUGUGUUUUCCCCCAUUAAUAGUGGAAUCUAAGAGUCAAAUAUACAGUGCCUUGCUAAAGUAAUUAUUCCCCUUACAAGGACACAGAUGGCCUCUACCUGUGAAUCCUUGAAACAACUUCUUACAUGUUUUACAACAAAACAUUUCAGAUUGUGAUUCAGAAGGCCAAUUAGAAAAAAAAAGACUAAAGAUCAUUACAAUGAAGUUAGAGAUGAUGUAAAGCAAUGAAAUAGAUUAGGAAAGGGUAUAAACUAAUAUCACAGAAUAUCAAUAUAAUACUAGUUUUUUUACUUUUUUCUGAAAGAAUUCUGAAGGGAGUUUGCCCAUGCAAAUCUCAGCACUAUGAUGCUGGGUGGUGUGAGUCAGGGUCAGAAGGUUAGGAGGGCUCGGGGCAAAAAUUCAACAUAUUGGGGCAAAUAUUGUUCUGAAUUCUUCUUUUUUUUUAUUUGAAACAUCUGACAUAAUUCUUAAUUUUCUAUUAUAGCCCUAGUUAUACAGUACAUAUGAUUGCGAGAAAAAUGAGUUGAUGUUCAUAUGAUUUUACGAGUAAGAGGUAAUAAUUCUCAAUCUUGAGAAUUUGUUUUCAUAUUAAAGUAUUUUACAAGUGAAUGAUGACCAAUCCAUGGAAGAAAGAAAGUGGGUCUGUGAAAGUGUUGUAAAUCUUGUUUUAGUGAAUCGUUUUGUGGUGCACACAAAUAAUCCUUUGUCUCACUGAAAAGGCAGUCAGAUGGAUUCAGACUGUUUAGGCAUCAUCAACUGUUACUGUAUAAUUACUUAGAUUUUUGGUUUAAAGGUCAGUCUACUGUAUUUUGGUGUGCAGUCAAAUAGGUAGCAGCUUAUUUCACAUUCAGUUCAUUCUCAUAUCUCGGCACAACACCAUAUUUGUGAAAGCAUGAAUAUGUGUUAGAACUUUUAUAGCAGAAUUGAGGUUACUAUUGGAGGUGUAAUUACUUUGUCUUGUUGAUUCUUGUUCCAGCUCUCCCUGCUGUCAGUGAAGGUGUGAAUAACAUUGUAGCAACAAAGGAGACUGUUUCAGACUUCCCUUUUCAUCUUGAUUAUAGAACAUACUUAAAGCGGUAGUGUGCCCAAAAAUGAAAAGUCUGUCAUCAUUGACUUACCUUUUCUUCGUGUCAUUUCAAACCUAUAUGACUUUCUUUCUUCUGUGAAACACCAUAUGAGAAGUUCAACAGAAUGUCUGAGCUGCUCUCUUCCACACGGUGAAAGUGAAUGGAGACCACAAGCUCCAAAAGACAAAAAGCACCAUAUAAGCAGGGUUGGGGAGUAACGGAAUACAUGUUACGGGAUUACGUAUUUAAAAUACAAAAUAUAAGUAAAUGGUAAAUGCUCUGCACUUAUAUAGCACUUUUUUAACCUUAGUGGUUCCAAAGUGCUUUACACUGUGACACAUUCACCCAUUCAUGCACACACUCACACACCAAUGAUGGCAGAGCUGCCAUGCAAGGUGCUAGCCUGCCAGUGGGAGCAACUUGGGGUUCAGUGUCUUGCCCAAGGACACUUCGGCAUGUGGAGUAACUGUCUUCCACUUCAGUUACAAUUUAAAUAAUUGGUAAUUAGAAUACAGUUACAUUCAAAAAGUAUUUGGAUUACUGAAGAGAUUACUUUGCAUUUUAUUGUCAUUUGUUUCAUUUAAUAUUUAGUCCUUUCAGAUGGAAAACAUUUAUACAUAUAAAUGAUGCGAUCCAAAGUGCAUUUGAACAGCGGUGAAACACUUUCUUAUGAUGUGUUACAUUCAUACGAGCAGACAGAGAAGUAAGUUUGAAGUAAGUUUGGAGCAGAAGAAAUAGAAAUAAUCCUUGUGUAAAUUGUCACUUUUACGCUAAGCUAAAAUGCUAUUUCUAACCAUUUUACAUGCACGUUACCAGGCACGACCAUAUUUUUUUAUCAAGAAAAUUCACGUUGGAUCACAAUUUGAUUAAUCUCGUUUUAGAAACAACACUGCAUAAGAUAUUUAGGUUUUUCAGAGAUUGUAUUUUUAACGUGUAUUUUGUCUUACUGUACUGGCAGAGUUUUUAUAGUCAAAACAAGUGAAAAAAAUCUACCAGUGCUGAAGAAGUAAUCCAAAGUAUUUAGAAUACGUUACUGACCUUGAGUAAUCUAACGAAAUACGUUACAAAUUACAUUAUACAGCAUGUAUUCUGUACUCUGUAGUGGAAUACAUUUUAAAAGUAACCCUCACAACCCUGCAUAUAAGCAUCAUAGAAGUAGUCCAUAUGGCUUUUGCGCUAUAUUCAAAUCCUUUUGAAGCCAAACAAUAGCUGGAAAAACACGUGGCUGAGUAAAUGAUGAUAGAAUUUGAAUUUUUGAGUUAAAUUUUCCUUUAUCUACCACAUUCCAACAUAGGUCUUUUAUGGUUAAACCCCAGUAAAGUUUUAGAUCUCUGAGGGUAAAUGUCAGUGGGCAGUGCUGCAGUAUUUCACAAUGUUACAUAUUUAACCUCUGUAGUUCAUAUGAAACUUUGUAGAAGUCUGGUCAAUAACACAUCAUUUCAGAUUAUUUGUAUUUUUUUUAUCAAAUGGAUACAUUUCCCUGUAAAAUAUUAUUUCUGCCGAACUGUGCUGAUGCCCUUCAUUGAACAGAUGACAUUGCCAUAUGUAAUGUGCUACCAACUAGACCUCUGCUCUCAGCUCACCACCACAAUUUCAUUGCUUUCUGCGGAACUUACAGUGACUGCAGAAAACACCAUGUGUGAGGAGACACCCGUGGAGAUCUGUCUACAUCAGCGGUUCUGCUCGACUUUGAUGCAUUAAAACCAAAAGACAUUUUGUAUAUUUUCAGAGUAGUGAAAUAGUCAGAGGUCCAUCAUACCCUUUUUAAGUUUAAAUUUUUAUUGCUGUUGUGAAAGCUGACUGAUCUCUGUAUUUUAUAUGAUCUUUGUCUUCUUUAAUGUCUGUAACUAUGUAUGCUGCUUUGUCUUUUUUUUUUCUUCUAUUUUCUUUAUUGUCCGUUACACUGCAGUGUUUGGUUGCUGAUAAAAAAUAAGUUACACAUUGUCAAAAUGUUUGAUUUUCAAGCAGUGUGAUUGUGUCACUAAUUUUUUCUACUUGCUGUCUGGCUGUUUUUAAUAAAACAAGUAAAUUAAAUAAGCGAGAUGAAGGCUUCUAUGUUUGG